Messenger RNA from Phascolarctos cinereus (koala), 879 nucleotides. The record is from RefSeq and is a predicted model, not a curated record. NCBI's taxonomy places the organism in Eukaryota, Metazoa, Chordata, Mammalia, Diprotodontia, Phascolarctidae.
AUGCGACGGUUUGGGGAGGCCCUCUGUGCGAGCAGAGGCGUGGGCCGCGGGAGCGUCGCCCUCACUCGCCCAGGCACAGCUCUGAGCCCUCGCAGGGUGGAGAGCUCUGCCAUGAGAGUUGCCUGGCCUCGGGCCCCUGUUUCCAAGAUGGUGUCUGUUAAGGAUCAGCUGAUGGAGAAUCUUAUUAAGGAGGAGUCUCCUCCCGGCAAUAAGGUCUCCAUUAUAGGAGCUGAUGCAGUUGGCAUGGCAUGUGCCAUCAGUAUUUUAAUAAGAUCUUUGGCAGACUUCAGGUUUCUAAAUUGUACCUGGUUGUACCUGCCAGAAUUGCGUAUAUCCACUGGAGAAACUUGGGACUUCCCGAGUAUUGUCCAGUACAGCCCCAACUGCAUAAUGGUUAUUGUUAGCAACCCAGUGGAUGUUCUGACUUACGUUGCCUGGAAGCUAAGUGGCUUUAACACAUACUGCAUCAUUGGGAGUGGCUGCGAUCUGGACACUACUCGUGUUCGUCUCCUAAUUGGGGAGAGGAUGGGUAUCCAUGGCAGUAGUUGCCAUGGGUGGGUCCUUGGAGAGCAUGGAGACAGUUCUGUGCCUGUAUGGACUGAGGUGAAUAUUGCUGGUGCUUCUCUGAAGAAUUUUAACCUGGACAUAGGAACCAGUAAAGACAUGGAACAGUGGGGAUAUCUGCAUAAAAAGGUGGUUACCAGUGCUUCUGAUGUGAUCAGACUGAAGGGCUAUACCUCCUGGGCUGUUGGCUUGUCUGUGGCAGACCUGACAGGCACUAUUAUGAAGAAUCUUAAGAAAGUUUGUUCGGUUUCUACCAUGAUUAAGAUAUAUUCCUCACCCCUUCUCCAUCCAGAGAGCCAUUUCUUAUUACAAUGA